Durusdinium trenchii is the source of this 1291-nucleotide messenger RNA. The record is from the annotation of a GenBank genome assembly. NCBI's taxonomy places the organism in Eukaryota, Dinophyceae, Suessiales, Symbiodiniaceae.
GGCUCAAGUGGGUUGCAAGAAAAGGACAACCCCAGCCGUGCACGACCGCACGACCCGAAAUGAAGAUGCUGUGCCAAGCCUUGCUUUUGGUUGUGACCGCGACGGCGGCACCCGCAGCGCCGGUGGCGGCCUCGCUGUCGCCACGCGCACAGCUUCUGCAAUUGUUGAAGCAAGCGCCAGAUGCCUCGCCAGCCACGCUGGCAGAGGUGGCGGGCGCUCUGGGAUCCUUGGCGCUGGAGGCGGAUCGUUCGCAGGACGAUGGUGCGACCAUCACGGCCAUCCGGACGAUGAUCACCUCGCUUACCACGGCGAUCCAAGAGCAGCAUACUACUGCUCAGACGGCGCUGCAGAAUCAGAGCAACUUCGACACCUGCGUCAAGGCCAAAGAUAUCGCAUUGUCCGAGGCUGCGAAGAUGGCAACCACAACCACAACCCUUCCAACGACCACGACGUCAGGCGCACCAACCACCACCGUCACCACCACCAUGCACGCAGACCUCAUCACAUGCAAGGCUGAGGAAGCUAGCCUCCUGAAGCGCAACAGCACCUGCCAUGGAGAGCUGACCGCUUCGCACUCCGCGAAGAUGGCGACCUGCGCACUCUACGACGACAUGAACUAUGCGAGUGCAGGCGCAGCGCGGGUUGCCCGAUGCGCAGAUUCCACACUCUUCAGCGGCAGCUAUGAAGAUUUCCUAGAGCGUGAUAUCCAGAUCUUGGCGACCUUGAAGCUCCGGGGGCAGAACUGUACGGACAUCACGGCCGUCUACAGCAGCAAGUCCACGGAGUGUGACGAUUUGUCGAUGGACUUGAGUGCCAAGAUGAAGGAGUGCCUUAGCCUGGAGGUGCAGUUGGCCACAAGCAACUCCCUCACCUUUGAAAUUGCACAGGAGAGCUCCAAGGCCUCUGAGGUCACACAAGUCAACUGUGGGCCUUACGUCGCACGAGUCGCGGCCUGCAGCAACUACGAGGCCUGCUACAUCUCUGAGGUGGCCAUGCAGGAGAGCUCCUACAAGGCGGCCGCCACGUUGUCCACUAGCCGGAAGGCGGAAAUGACGGCUCUUCAGCGGAUCUUGUGCUUGCUGGAUGUGCUGGGUCUCCCAGUGGCACAGCAGUCGAGCAAGCUCCAGGAGUGCUUGGUGGCGACGCACAACGUCUCCACCUUGGACAUGCCAGCCCCGGUGGCGCCAGCCAAGGCGGCGUGUGACCCUGGUGUACUCCCCGCGGGCUGCGCUGCCAUCUGAGUGAACCUGUGGUGAAGAAAAGGGGCGGGUGGCUGGGCGUUGAAAUGGAA